AUGGCUUCUCUUAUAGAAUCUGGAACACAGUAUAUGGUAGUUGAUCUUGGAGGUGGUACAGUGGAUGUGUCGGUCCAUGGAAUGAGCCCGGACGGUACACUGAAUGAGCUGCACAAAGCAAGUGGUGGUCCUUGGGGUGGAACAAACGUUGACGAUAACUAUAUUGCGUGGCUUGCUCAGAUUUUCGGACAUAGGGCAGUUGAACGUUUUCAGACAGAGGAUAUGGCAAGUUUCUUCGAUCUCCUUAGAGAACUCGAAACCAAUAAAAGAUCGGUUAGAUUUGAUGCUAUGCAACCUCUUAUCUUUAAAAUUUCAGCAGCUUUAAAGGAAAUAUCGGAGGAAGAAGAAGGCGAUACCUUGUCUAUAAGAUUUGCUGGAAAAGGUGUGGUCGUCAAAAGAGACAAGAUGAAAAUUGACCCAGCUGUUGUAAGACAAUGGUUUGACGGACCGGUUGAUAAUAUAAUUGGACACAUUAAAGGAAUCCUUUCUGACCCCAGUAUGGGUGGAGUGAACACUAUUUUACUAGUUGGUGGGUUUGCCGAAAGUAAAUAUAUUCAAGAGAAAAUGAUACAUGCUAUUAACUAUAAGCGAUUUAUUGUACCAAAUGAUGCAGGCCUGACAGUUCUCAAAGGGGCUGUAAGAUUUGGACAUGAACCAACUAUCAUAUCAACUAGGGUUAUGAAGUACUCAUAUGGCAUCAACGUGACACGAAACUAUGACGUAACAAAAUAUCCUGCAUAUCGCAUUACAUUCGUAAAUGGCAAACCCAUGGUAAAUUCUGUUUUUGAGAAAUUUGUGAGUGCUGGUGAAACUGUAAGAGUUGGUCACGAGGCGUGUACAUUUGGCAUACCAGUUAGCAUGAACUCUUCGGCUGUGGCAGUUUUUCGUGCAGCCGACCCAGAUCCGAAAUUUACAACCUACCCUGGUUGUGUAAAACUUGGCAAUCUAGUGGUUCACCAUCCAGAGGGAGAUACACUGGAAGAUAAACUUACAGAAAUUACAAUAACAUUUGGCGAGACUGAGCUGAGAGUUAAAGCUAAAAUUAUCAAAACAGGCAAAGAGUUCAAUACAAUUAUUGACUGCUUGCAAUAA
Mercenaria mercenaria is the source of this 1092-nucleotide messenger RNA. Its product is annotated as heat shock 70 kDa protein 12A-like. The record is from RefSeq and is a predicted model, not a curated record. The transcript is spliced from 2 exons. Lineage: Eukaryota; Metazoa; Mollusca; Bivalvia; Venerida; Veneridae. Bases 1 to 1092 code for a protein of 363 amino acids.